CACCCCCCUCUUCCACGGCUCGUCUGCUGUUGUCCUUGUUCAGGACAUCGCAGUCACACUAGGCACACGAGUCUCCUAUAACCGCUUUGUCUUGCCAGUCCACGCGACCGAUCCGUGUCCCAUAUAUUCGUCUUUUUUAUACCCACUGGAACGCACCAAGUUCCUCACUUUGAACGGCAUUGGAUCGUCGUCCUCAAUCACCCAACUGGGAGCCUUCGAACAGCGCUCUUCCCAAGAAGCACAACGUGCAUACCCGCAAUGGAUCCCCUCACCCACACCACCGCUGCGGAUAUCGAAGAGUUGGCGGAACAUCUGCAUAGCAUAGGAACUGGAGGCUUUCCAAAAUCCCCCCCUCGAUAUCGCGACUCGCCGGCGCUGCAUGAGCGGCAUGAACGGGAUGAAUUUUGGAACGAGCCGCAGCACCAGCGGCGCAAGGUGGCAUCGAGUGGUGGCUUCUCGCCGUCGCCGUCGCAGUCAUCCUACCUUGCCGACUCCAAGGAGGUGGAAUUUGGACAGCAUUGGACUCCGCUGUCCGAUUACAACGACCCCGUCUACGUUCCAAGAUCCGCUCACUCGGUGCGAACAUCGUCAAACAGCGUGACUUCGUCGAUCCGGAAAGACUCGAGAGCUUCCGACACAAGGAGACCGUCGCAGCCCGCUGCUAGCUACAGCCUCUAUCCCCCGUCCUCUCCCCCAAUUACCAAACCUCUUCCACCACUUCCCCUCGGCAAGAACUCACACCGCGUCUCUUCUCAGGGUUCAUUUGAUGGUUCUGAUGCCGCUUCCUCUUACUCGGCCUCUCGCCUCUCUCAGGCUUCCAGAUCAUCAAAGGCCACAUCAUCGGGUCCCGACCAUAUGUCGAAUGAUGCUAUUGCGCCACUCUCAAGCCCUCUGUUCCCCUCGCCUCCUCUACAUCAAUUUUCCACGCCGAGUGAGGAACGACCAAAGCCCAAGCCAAGGCCACGAGCGGGCUCCGCCGCCAUCGAUCUGGUGCCCUGGAAACACAUGAUCUCGAACGAUAAAGUUACCAAGGAUCCAACUGUUUUUUACUUUGACGUUUCGACCACCUCCGCCACGCUUGCCAGCAAACAUGGAAAUAACAUCAUCAAGGUGUGGUCUGUUGGAAGUGGGAUUUUGCAGAGCACCAUCAAAUUCUCAUGCUAUACAGCCGCCCAAGCUCGCUCGCGCGAAUACUUUGUCCGCAGUCACGCCAUUCUUUCCGAGCCAGCCACAAUGAUUGCCAUUGCCACUGGCUUUGGCGAUACCCUUGAAGUAUGGGACUGGGCCAAAAAGAAGAAGCUCCAAACUAUCGAGAAAGCAGACCGAUGGGCCGCUGUUAGGACCAGUGUUUACGAAGCUGGCUUCAGCCCUCUAGUUACCUAUGCAGGCGACGCCGACACAAUCGAUCUUUACUCCGUCUCCCAAAGCAAGAAACCCUUCACCAAGAGCCGCACCAUCGAUCUUCGCAAAGCCAACCUCCCGGUUAUUCCCCAGUACCCCGAGCUUGCCUUCUCUGCAACCGGUCCCCUGCUUGUCGCCGCCUCUGGACCGCGGCCACCUCGUCCCGGCCAUCCUCCUCCCGAGCACGAAACGCUUCUCGUAGCCUGGGACGUCGGGGACCCUACGGAUGGCUCACAGCCCGCGUCUCAUACCCCAUACAAGUGUGUGACCCCCUGGGCGCAUACAGAGCUUGAAACUGCCUUGCCGUCUGGUCUAGCAACUUACGGUUCGGUUGCCGUCUCCAUCUGGAUCCCUGCCUCAUACCGCGCCGUACCCAUCCCUGCCUCCCGCGGUGGGCAUGGAUACAAUCUGGCACCUGUCCCUGUUCCCUAUCGCCAUGUUUUAGUGUGGGACUUUUCGGCAUCUUCGACCAAGACCUUCCGCAUCCCCAACGCAAUAUCGUGUGUCAGUCCUGACUGUCGAUAUGUAGCGUAUUGCGAUGCGACGGGGAUUGACUUUGGUGGCCGCGGGUGCCUGGUGAUACUAGAUGCCAUGACCGGGACAGAGUUGUGGCGCUGGCCGGACCCAGAAGCUGGGAUCAUGGAAAGCGCACCAAAACAGGGGUAUGAGCAAUUGGAGGCGUUGAGCAAGGUCACCGAGUUGUCAUUCUCCAUAGAUGGCGGGUUCCUGUUCUUGGGAGAUUCGGACGGGGGUUGCGGUGUAUACGAGGUUAGGGAGGCGACAGCGGGGGCCAAUGGGCAAAAGCUAAAUGUUAGGCCCAUAAGGUGAACGGGGCUUGGGUUUGGUGGACAUUACGCUCUUGGUUGGUAGGUAGUUGAAGAGUUGAUGAGCCUACGAGAUACGGUGUUACUACGAUGGGGAUGAUAAAAAAAAAAGGCAGUACAGUAAGGGGUGGAUGAUUGCAGAACACUGGCCGACGCUAAAAGGUCUUUUGGGUAUAUAAUGGCAUGAUGAUUGAGGAUACCAUAGUAAGUAUGAACUGUUUUCAGAGAGAUCGGAUGUGAGCCGACUGGGAAAAAACUAGUAUCAUUAUUCCUG
This is a messenger RNA of Neurospora hispaniola, 2499 nucleotides long. RefSeq lists its product as uncharacterized. The transcript has 2 exons. Bases 259 to 2229 code for a protein of 656 amino acids. NCBI's taxonomy places the organism in Eukaryota, Fungi, Ascomycota, Sordariomycetes, Sordariales, Sordariaceae. Gene Ontology annotation, molecular function: protein binding. The record is from RefSeq and is a predicted model, not a curated record.